Messenger RNA from Tachysurus fulvidraco (yellow catfish), 2306 nucleotides. Its product is annotated as moesin/ezrin/radixin homolog 1-like. The transcript has 8 exons. Lineage: Eukaryota; Metazoa; Chordata; Actinopteri; Siluriformes; Bagridae. The record is from RefSeq and is a predicted model, not a curated record. Gene Ontology annotation, molecular function: GTP binding. The coding region runs from base 428 to 1891 and encodes 487 amino acids.
CUAAUGUCCAGAAUAACAGAAUUAAACAUGAUUGCAUUUAAAUAAGAUAAAUUAAUACUAAUGCUAAUACUAAUCUUCUUCUCAACUUCAUGUGUUGACUCCAUUCUUAUUAUUAGGCUACACGCCAAACCCCACCGGGUCCCGUGGAUCUCCCGCUAAAUUUUCUGACCGGCCAUUCCCGCCCAGGGCAAAGGUGAAACCGCCCGCUCCCGCGAGAUUUGCGUUGGGUCCCGCGGGAGCCCAAUCCCAAUGCAGCCCUCUACCUCAUACCAUGCAGUUGUAAAAGUGAAACAAGGAAGUGUGAUAUAUAUAUUCGAAGAGUUUACUUCUGCGUCAACGUUUUAUUGUCUGUGUGACAUUAAUGAAUUGAUUUUGGCAGUUUGGCCUUUUGUUUGUUAAAAAGUUUAGGAGUUCUUCAUCAGAAACUAUGUUUCAGAAAAGGAAGACGAGAGGACAAAAAGAGGGAACUGAACUAGAAACACUGCUUGGACAAGAUGAAGAAACUGAACCAUCUUUUCAAUACGGAGCCACCUUCUAUGAAGCAUCUUCAUCCAAAUUCACACAUUCAGCAAACCCUAAUGAAGAGUGUAGAUUUAUACUGCUGGGAGGUGAUGAAGGUGCUAAUAAGGAUGUGUGCAGGAUCAUAUUCAGGAAUCAGAGGAACCAACAAAGAACUGAGCUGGAAGAUUGGGAGCUGCAGGAGAACCAUGUCCAUGGAAGACAUGUCACUGUGGCCAUCAGUCCCCCUACUUGGUUGGAGCAUUUGAGAUCAUAUAUAUUUCUUUCCAGAGGAAUCAGAAGUAUUAAAAAUGACAUUGAGAAAUGUGUGUCAGUGGCGUUCCCUGGGCCUAAUGCAUUUCUAUUAGUGAUCAGAGAUGGACGUGACAAUGGAAAAGAACAUUUCCUUUUAGAAGCAGUCGCUUCAGUGUUUGGGAAACAGGCCUUAGACUACAGCAUGGUGCUGCUCAUUAGAGGUUCUGGACAAAAUCGUUCAGAUCCUCCCUCAAUGAAGUGUGUAAAGAAAUGUGGCCAGAGGCUUCAUGUUCUAGAGGACACUGAUAGCAGUGUUCAGGAACUUUUCAGUAAAGUUUUAAGAAUGAUUAGUGACAAUAAAAGGAAGUUCUUUAUUCCACCAGCAUAUGAAAAGUUUAUGGAAACUGAAUUUGAAUCAUGGGAAACGAGAAGAAUUUCAAAAAUGAAUACAUUUCUGGCUAAAUGCCAGGAUGAGAAAGACAACCUUAUUGGAGAACUUAGAAAUGACCUGGAUGCCUCAAAAGUGAGAGAAGAUCAACUAAGAAUGGAACUGAACACUAGCCAACAAAGCGAGAAUAAACUAAGAAAUAAAAUGAAAGAUUAUGAAUCUGAGUCCAGUAAACUAAGGAAGGACUCGGAUCCUUCUAUGAGUGAACUACAAAAGGAGUUGGAUGUCUCUAAAAAGAGUGAGAGUGAUCUACAAAAGGAGUUGGAUGCUUCCAAAUCCAGCAACUAUGAACUAAGAAGGAAUUGUGAAAUUUUACAAAUAAGAGAGCGUGAACUACAAAAGAAGUUGGAUGUCUCUAAAAAGAGUGAGACUGAACUACAAAAGGACUUGUGUGCCUCUAAAAAGAGUGAGAGUGAACUACAAAAGAAUUUGGAAGCUUCCCAACUAAGAGAAACCAAACUAAUAAAAGAAUUAGAUGAUUUCAGAAGAAACGAGUGUAACACAGGAAGGUUACUGGAUUCUGCACAACAAAGAGAGAGUGAAGUUAAUAAGGAGGACUGUGGUGUAAAAAAGGACAACACUGAACAAGAACCACAAGCCAGUGGAACGAGGAACCGCAGAGGCAGCAAAGACCUUGAAGUUCCAAACUUUUCCACUGAACAGACUCAUUAUUUUUUGGGCACAAUGUAAAUGGAUAGAAGAACAGACUUUAAGCUUAAUCCAUCACAAGAGAAGGCUGAUGAAAUCCUGACUGGUUACAUACACAAAGAAAAUCUUUUCUAAAGAAGCACAGUGAAAGUGUGACAGGAGAUUUUUUACCAAAGAAAAAAUUUUGUAUUUAUUAAAGGAUAGAACACCUAAUAGAGCUUCAUUAGUUCUCACAGUAAAUGUACAUCAUGUGAAAAUACCUCUGAUUCGGUGAGAGUGAAAAGCUGCACACUAACAUGAUAUGUGAAGACAAACGUGACAUGAAUUGCUUUUCAGGAUCAGAAUCAGAUUUAUUGGCCAUGUGUGUUGAUGUUGACACACACAAGGAAUUUGGUUCCAGCUGUUUGUGACUCUCAGAAGUACAGACAUAAAUAACACAAUACUAUACAAAACAAUG